Messenger RNA from Amblyraja radiata (thorny skate), 2177 nucleotides. RefSeq lists its product as uncharacterized. Bases 1 to 1764 code for a protein of 587 amino acids. The transcript has 14 exons. NCBI's taxonomy places the organism in Eukaryota, Metazoa, Chordata, Chondrichthyes, Rajiformes, Rajidae. Gene Ontology annotation, molecular function: protein binding; RNA binding. The record is from RefSeq and is a predicted model, not a curated record.
AUGGCCGCCGCGCCAUAUCAAAUGUCACAGAUGCCCACUUGCCCUGCGCACUGUCCUGGCAAGCUGCCUCCCUCCACCCAGCCCGUCAGUUCCGCCUCCGGCGGGGAUAUUGAGCGGCCCGCGGGGCUGGGGCAGCGGCGGCUCCUGACACCGGGGGAGCGGUCACUGAGGGAGCGGGAGGCCGGGGAUGAGCGGGAGGCCGCCGGCCCGGACUCCAGCAGCGCAGCAGCCGGACAGCCAACGCCGCGGGCAGCAUGGCCGACAAGGAGCACGGACACAUCGAGCCCGCCUGGUGGCUGCAGGAUGGUGAGAGGAGGCGAGGAGAUGCGAUGUGGUCACUCGCUGCUGGACCGCUGGGACACGGCCAGGGACCUGCCGACGAACGUUGAUCUGGUUUUAUUUCCCCCUAACAUUUACUUUUCCUUUGCAGAAGGUCAUUUCCUGCUGCCGCUGAACCGUAAAGUAAUUUAUCAACACAGACAGAGGGACAAUGCACCAGUGACUGCUCAGCCGGUGUUGCCGCAUUGUGAGGAGCGUGUGGACGGGGUGCGGGAAUGCGGGGACGUGGGUGCAAACAUGAACUGCGAGGCUGCCGUCCCCCCUCAGCACGUUGCUGUGGAGAGCAAGCUACCGAGCGGAGCCGCUGGCAACGUGCCCGGCCUGAGAGUGGCUGCCAAAGUCAGCAGAGUGAAGCCGGAGCGCGAGGCAGGGAGCGCGGUGGCCACCGACAGGUCACCGUCUGAGGAUGAAUGGGACAUGUCCAGUUCCUUUGUGUCAAAAGCUGCCAACCAGAUCAAACGGAAACUGAACAUCAAACCCAAAGCUGAGAGGAAGGAGAUUGAGAAGAAGAAAGCUGAGAAGAAACCGGAGCAUCCUGUGGACUCAACGGCAUUGAAUGACAAGAUCCUGGAAUUGGCAGUACAGGGUAACAGUAUGGCGAACACGGGUCGCUAUGAAGAAGCAGUGGCUUUAUUCACAGAAGCAAUUAAACACGAUCCCAAGGAAUACAGGCUGUUUGGGAACCGCUCCUACUGCUACGAGAGGCUGCAGCAGUACAGCCGGGCCCUGAGUGACGCUCACACUGCACUCACCCUCAACCCAUCCUGGCCCAAGGGCUACUUCAGGAAAGCCAGGGCACUGGCUGGGGUUAAGAAAUACGCGGAGGCCAUCGAGGCGUUUCAGCAGGUGCUGGAGAUCGAUGACUCCUGUGAGGAUGCUGAGUUUGAGCUGCUGCAGAUCCAGACCAAGCUCAUGAUGGAGCGAGGUUUCACACAGCAGCAGUGUGAGGAAACGCUGAAGUUGUGCGGAAGCCAGGAGCGCGCGCUGGAGGCGUUAUCUUCAUCAGCACAGAAAGCUGGAAGCAACCAUGUCGGCUCCAGCGCCUGCCUGUCUGACGGAGACGACAAGGACUUUGUUCGGGUGAAAAAACACUCAACGCAGAACAAACACAAAGACAAAGCCCCCGUGCCGCUGCCGGCACAACAACCCUGCAAACUCUUCCCCAUCUGGAUUGGGAAUGUAACCACUCGAAUCAGCGAAGACUCACUGCGUGUAAUGUUUGAAAGUGUGGGAGCCAUCCACAGCGUGAAAAUGCUUCAAGAUCGCUUCUGUGCCUUCAUCAACUUCACCACCAAGGAGGGAGCUGAGCGAGCUAUCGCAGAGCUACAGGGUAUGGAGCUGGAGGGAACCAAGCUGGUGAUCAGAUACCCAGACAACAGCUACAGAACCCUGGGGGGGGCUACCCGGGGGGGAAGUGCCCACUAGGCACGGCUCUGCACCACUGACUGCCCCCUUCCACCGUUCCCCCUCCCCCCCCCCUCUCUCAGUGGGAGGGGGGCGGGUGGGAGCCGGGGGGGGGGAGAUCGGCAUCGCACCAUGGGAAUGUUCCGUAACGCCGAGCGACGGUGAGGGGCUUCGAGUUGGAUCAAGGAUCGACAAGGAGGGGGAGGGGAGCUCUCUGCGUCUCCACUUCCUGCCCCCCUCAUGGACCGAGGGGCCGUGGGGAGAGGAGCCUAGACCAGAGACCACCCCCACCCCCCCCCCAUUGGAGCUUCCCACCACUUCCCAUCCCGGUCGGCAGGGAGAGGUGGGGCCGAAGGGCCUGUUUCUGUGCUGUUCACUCGAUGACUGUAGUAACUUCACAUUCCGGUGGGGAGGGGGGGCGGGGGGGGCGUGGA